AUGAAGCAGGCGGAGCGAUUAGGUAAAGCAUCACGUGAUCAAAGAGCUAAAGGACGUUCAAAAAGAUGCACGAAUAGUGUUUAUGCAUUGGAACGCGUUCAACAGCAACUACAUAAGCCCCUUGGAUUUUCUGCACGUCUAUACUCGUUAAAUCUCAGUAUCUCAGUCACAUCCUGUCUCUCUAAAUCAUGUCUGCACGAGUGGCCUCCGUACGCGGUGGCAAUCAGAACAAAUCUGUGCCUGCUGGCAUACCGAACCAAACGUCAGUCUCCCUGCCUUGGUCCUACCGCUAAUCGGAAUUGUCUGACAGAAAUCAGGCUAUACUGUACCAAUCUCCCAGACAAACUUCGGAAGUAUGACUUACGGUUAUCGCUCUAUACUCUUUUCUCCACCUACGGUACUGUCUUGGACGUCGUGGCCAUGAAAACUGAGAAGAUGCGCGGUCAAGCGCAUAUUGUGUUCAAGGAUGUCCAGGCUAGCACUCAAGCUAUGCGUGCGUUACAGGGCUUCGAAUUCUUCGGCAAAGAAAUGGUAAGUCAUUUUUUCUUCAACGGCCUCGCCACUGCUCUUAACACGGUGAAUUUUCAGAAAAUUGUCUAUGCCAAGGGCACAUCGGAUGUGAUCGCCAGGCUACGAGGGACCUACAACGUCCCCACAACUACUGCUACCCAAGCUACAGGUGCUUCCACAGAUCUCCAGAAAUCGAUCUUCAGUGGUCCGCCUGGAUCCACAGCACUGCCCCCGAAACCCGCGGGGCAGGUCAACGGCGAGGCCCAGGCAGCUCAUGGAACUAAGCGGCCUCGUGAGGAAGAAAGUGACGAGGAAGAGGCACCCAUGGACGAGGACAGUGACGUGCCAAUGGAAGCCUCAUCAGAUGAAGAUUAA
Aspergillus fumigatus Af293 is the source of this 885-nucleotide messenger RNA. RefSeq names its product U2 snRNP complex subunit MSL1. The record is from RefSeq and is a predicted model, not a curated record. NCBI's taxonomy places the organism in Eukaryota, Fungi, Ascomycota, Eurotiomycetes, Eurotiales, Aspergillaceae. The transcript has a single exon. Gene Ontology annotation, molecular function: RNA binding. Bases 1 to 885 code for a protein of 294 amino acids.